Messenger RNA from Lachancea lanzarotensis, 1425 nucleotides. It is a transcript of the gene COQ6, whose product is annotated as LALA0S11e02542g1_1. Gene Ontology annotation, molecular function: FAD binding; 2-octaprenyl-6-methoxyphenol hydroxylase activity; oxidoreductase activity, acting on paired donors, with incorporation or reduction of molecular oxygen, NAD(P)H as one donor, and incorporation of one atom of oxygen. Lineage: Eukaryota; Fungi; Ascomycota; Saccharomycetes; Saccharomycetales; Saccharomycetaceae. Gene Ontology annotation, cellular component: mitochondrion. The record is from RefSeq and is a predicted model, not a curated record. The transcript has a single exon. Bases 1 to 1425 code for a protein of 474 amino acids. Gene Ontology annotation, biological process: ubiquinone biosynthetic process.
AUGAGGAGCGCUAGACUUUUUAAAUCACGCUGGAUCUUAUCCAGAGCUUUGGCAAGCUCGGUUCUUCCAAAAAAAACCGAUAUUUUCAUAGUAGGAGGAGGUCCUGCGGGUUUGACAUUGGCCGCUGCAAUCAGGACAUCGCCCCACUUGUCUGGGUUGAACACCACGUUAGUGGAUGCUGGAGACUUGAAGAAAACAGCUCAAUUCUACAAAAAUCCUCCAGAAGGAUAUUCUAAUAGAGUUAUUAGUCUGACAACCCAAUCCAAAAAAUUCCUUGAGCAAAGGGUUGGUGUGCAACUUUUGCAGGAUAGAUUGCAGGCUUUCGAUGGCCUGUAUGUGUCAGAUGGGUGUACCGACGCUCAAUUAGAGCUUGAGAAAAAUUCCAUGGGAUUUAUGAUCGAAAUUUUGAACAUUCAAAGUUCGCUACUAGAUCGGCUCUCUAAAUUGCAAGCACCAACCCUGAAUCUGAUCGAUCAGACCAAGGUGCUCAAUAUCGAGUAUGUUGACCCUGCAGAUCCACAAUCGUGGCUCAAAGUCUCAUUGAGCAAUGGCGAGGUUUUCGAAACGCGCCUCUUAGUUGGCUGCGACGGUUUCAACUCUCCAGUUAGAAAGUUUUCCAAAAUCGAGUCCCGCGGGUGGUUUUACAACAGGUUUGGCGUUGUUGCGAAUUUGAAGCUCGAUUUCCCGCCCUUCAAGGUGAGAGGGUGGCAAAGAUUUCUACCCACGGGGCCCAUUGCCCAUUUACCAAUGCCUGACGAUCAUGCAACGUUGGUGUGGAGCACUACAGAACCACUUUCACGGCUGUUACUUUCUAUUGAACCACAACAGCUGACCUUGCUUAUCAAUGCCGCAUUUGUUCUGGACGACGUUGACAUGCAAUACUACUAUAAACAGCUUGAACAGGGCACGAUCACGACGGAGGAGUUACAGGAGGACAUCGCUCAUCGCACAGAAUCAAAAUAUGCGAAGCUUGAAGACGAUUCUCUGAUUGAUGAAAUUUACCCUCCCAUCGUCAGCGAAGUUGAGGGCUCUUCCAGAGCCAGAUUCCCGCUCAAGCUCUCGCAUGCAGAUUCAUACAUCACGGAUAGAAUUGCACUUGUUGGCGAUGCUGCACAUACCACACAUCCAUUGGCUGGACAGGGUCUCAACCUGGGCCAAGGUGAUGUCGAAUCUCUCGUCAAAGCUCUCGAAACUGCCUCACAAAGAGGUCUUGAUCUGGGGUCUGUAUUAGCCCUAGAACCUUACUGGGCCGAGCGUUACCCAUAUAACAAUAUGCUUCUUGGCGUUGUUGACAAGCUUCACAAAAUAUAUUCCACCGAUUUUGGACCUAUUGUUGCGGCAAGAAGUAUGGGCUUGAAGGUCCUACAGAGGCUUCAACCAAUCAAGAACUUUAUGAUCCAAAGCGUCAGCGGCAAAGUGAAGUAA